AUGGAGUCCGCGCCGUUGCUCUCCGCCAUGCCGUCCCCCGCGAGCCUCCUCGUCGCGCUGCUCGCGCUGCUGCUCACCGCGCUGCUCGCCGCCGCCUACGAGUUCUUCUGGGGCGCGCCGCGCCGCGCCAUGGCGGACCUCGCAGCGCAAGGCGUGCCCGGACCGCCCUUCCGGUUCUUCUACGGCAUCCUGACUGACAUGAUCGAGGUGCGACUCGGUUCAGGUGCGACCCGGUUCAGGUGCGACCCGCUUCAGGUGCGACCUGCUCCGGAUGUGGUAGCCAAGCCUAGCACCACGGCCUCUUAUCACCCCCUCCAUUCCGCCGGUCCCCCCACCCCCACUUCGUCCCCUCUUUUCCCCCGCCCCCUCCCUCCCCCCGGUCGGCGCGUGCAGUUCCGCAAGCGGCGUCAGGCGGACCCUGAGUUUGCAGCGCGCAGCACGGCCACACACGUGCUGGAUUCCCUGAUCGCCAGCUACGGGCCAGUGGUGCGGUAUUGCUUUGGUCCCAUGUCGCGAGUCCUUCUCGCCGACCCCACCCUCGUGCGCGCGGCCUACAUCACGCACAACGACGCCUUCCCCAAGACCACGCUCAUCCGCGCCGCCUUCCCGCUCUUCGGCAACGGGCUGGUCACCGCGUCGGGGCCGUUCUGGGCCAUGCAGAGGAGGAGGAUCAACCCCGCCUUCAAGCACAGCGAGCUUAAGCGCAUGUUUCCAACCAUGCUCGAGUGCACCCAAGCUGCGCUGUCGCUCUGGGAGAAGCAGGCCCGGGCCGAGCCUGACAAGGAGGUUCGGAUCGACACCAUGCUUGAAACGCUCACUCUUGACGUCAUAGGCCGUGCAGCCUUUGGCGCUAGGCUUGGAGGGCCGGAGGGGGAGAAUGAGGAGACGGGAGAGGGGAAGAAGGGAGGAGAAGGAGCGGUGGGAGGAGGGAAGGAAGGGAAGGAAGGGAAGAGCGAUGCUGAGGUGCUGGUGGGGGCGUUCCGGGCGUAUUUAGAGGCGGCAGUGGCUAGUAUUCGUAGUCCUUUUGCCAUGAUUCCUGGAUUCUUGCUGCUCCCCACGGCGCUGCACCGGCAUCGGGAGGAGGGAGCAAUCGACUUGCUAGAGCUCAUGCUCAUGGCCACGGAUGAGGAACCUGGCGCAACAGGAGGAGCAGGAGGAGGAGAAACGGUAGCAGCAACUAACGGAGCAGCAGCAGGGGACGCAGGAGCAGGAGGAGCAGGAGUAGCGUUGAAGGCAGCAGCACCACCCGCACCUGCGAUGUCGGAUCAGCAGCUGAUGGACGAGUGCCUCACCUUCUUGCUCGCAGGCCACGAAACCACCUCCAACCUCCUCACCUGGACCGUGCUGCUCCUAUCGCAGCACGACACGUGGCAGCAGCGCGUGCGUGAGGAGGCACAGCAGGUGCUGGGAGCAGACGGGGCAGGCCUCACAAUGGAGAAAGCAGCUGAGCUCAAGGUCAUGACCAUGGUUCUGAAUGAGGUGCUCAGGCUCUACCCGCCUGCUCCGGCCAUUGCUCGCCGCUGCGACACCCGCACCAAGCUAAGCGAAACGCUUACCAUUCCCGCUGGUGUGGGAGUGACGGUGCCGAUUGCAGCGAUGCACAGGAGGAAAGAGCUGUGGGGGGAAGACGCGGAAGAAUUCAAGCCGGAGAGGUUCGCGAAUGGGAUUCACAAGGCGGCGACGCAUCCGCUCGCGUUUAUCCCCUUUAGUGUCGGCCCCCGUGUGUGCAUUGGGCAGAAUUUUGCGAUGCUGGAGGCGAAGGUGAUUCUGUCGCUGCUGGUGCUGCGAUUCUCGUGGCGAGUGGCCCCGUCGUAUCGCCACUGCCCUGAGCAGGUUCUUACUCUCAAGACCAAGUUUGGCAUGCCUGUGCUGCUCACUCCUCUCGCUCACAGUGGAGGGAACUUUUUCGGGAUGGCCAGACAUGCGCUUCUGGCGCUCUCGCUGGCGCUGCUGGUCGCCGCCGCGCGCGCCGGCAGUCCCAUCACGAGCAGCACCGCGAACGAGAAGCCCGACCCGAGCAGCAAGAAGGACGACGGGCUGAUGACGGAACUUCCCCCGGACAUCGCGAAGCAGGCGGCGUCGGGCAACGCGGCGGGAUUGACGUACGUGGACACGUCGCAGGACUCGUUCUUCAUGGCUGAUGUGAAGAAGGCCGGGUGGAACGCGCAGAAGUGCCCGCCGGGUUUGAACAAGGAGCUGUCGGGCGCAUGCACGCCGAAGAACUGCUCCAAGGGCGGCAUCGCCGCCAAGUGGAAGACGGCGUACCUGCAGAAGAACAAGCUCGGUUACGAGCUGUACGUGCCGGGUAACCCGCUCACGCUGCUCAAGGCGAACCCCGCGGCGUGCUGCAACACGUGCGCCGCGACGCCGCUGUGCACGUACUGGCAGUACAUUCCCGAUAUUACCAUCGACGGCAAGAAGGGCAAGGGCGCGUGUUACCUGAUUCACGACCAGAUCGACUUCACGUGCGGCGAGAUGACCGCGCAGUACAACACGGAGACGAAGCCCGUGCCGCUGCAGGUGCGCAUCGGCGGCGAGUGCAACCCGAGCGCCAAGAUUCUCAACGACCCGCAUCUGGCGAGUGACGUGCUCGCGGUGGACUGCGCAUUCACCGCGUAUGGCCGCGCCAGGCAAGCGAUGCCCGUGGAGCAGCUCCCAUAA
Molecule: messenger RNA, 2661 nt
Organism: Closterium sp. Yama58-4
Lineage: Eukaryota; Viridiplantae; Streptophyta; Zygnematophyceae; Desmidiales; Closteriaceae
Source: the annotation of a GenBank genome assembly